AUGGGGUGCGCCGUGUCGGUGGAGGUGGCCGGCAAGGACGACGCGGGGGGGCAUAGCAACCACGCAGUUUCGCAGAAGCCGACAGGGAAAUCCGUUACAGUGCAAGAAUCGCAAAUGACAGUCACGACGGAGGUCGACGCGCGCCCGACGGACGCGGUCGAGUCGACGGCGACGGAGGGCGCGCGGCCGCUGCGCAAGUUCAAGCUGCGCGAGGUGCGCGACAUGUGCGACGGCUUCUCGUCCAAGUGCCCCGUGCUGGGCGAGGGCUCCUUCGGCAUGGUGUAUCGCGGCAGCGCGGAGCUGGACGGGCGCGCGGUCGACGUGGCGGUGAAGCGGCUCAGCGCGGAGAGCCAGCAGGGCGUCGACGAGUGGCUGGCGGAGGUGCUGGUUUUGGAUCGGCUGCGGCAUGCGAAUCUGGUGGAGCUGGUGGGGUAUUGCAAGGAGAAGGGCGAGUGCCUGCUCGUCUACCACUACUACGCCAACGACAGCGUUGAAUCCGCCCUCUUCAACCGCAAGCGCGCGGGGCAGGAGCCAUUCUCGUGGGAGCGGCGGGUGAGCGUGGCGUGGCAGGCGGCGGAGGCGCUGGCGUAUCUGCACGCCAAUGAUGUCAUCCACCGCGACUUCAAGCCUUCGAAUGUUCUGCUUGAUGCGGACUGGACGGCGAAGCUGAGCGACUUUGGGAUGUGCAAGGAGCAGGAGGCGGGCAAGUCGCACGUGUCCACGCGGGUCAUGGGAACUCUGGGGUACCUCGACCCUGACUACAUGGAAACAGGACUGCUGCGGCAGAGUUCAGACGUGUACGCCUUUGGGGUGUUUCUGCUGGAGCUGAUCACGGGCAAGCGCGCGGUCUCAGACACGGGGCAGCCGCUCACCAGCUGGGUGUUCCCGCUGCUGGACCAGAAGAAGCCCGAGAUCGACCUGCUGAUUGACUCGGCGCUGGAGAGCAGCUUUGACCGCGACAGCGCGCUCAAGAUCGCCGUGAUUGCCAAGUUCUGCAUCGGGGAGGAGGAGCUGCGCCCCGAGAUGACCGCCGUCGCUGAGAGGCUCAAGAAGCUCGUCGCCUCGUGA
This is a messenger RNA of Closterium sp. NIES-65, 1068 nucleotides long. NCBI's taxonomy places the organism in Eukaryota, Viridiplantae, Streptophyta, Zygnematophyceae, Desmidiales, Closteriaceae. The record is from the annotation of a GenBank genome assembly.